Molecule: messenger RNA, 2996 nt
Organism: Gigantopelta aegis
Lineage: Eukaryota; Metazoa; Mollusca; Gastropoda; Neomphalida; Peltospiridae
Product: myotubularin-related protein 2-like
Exons: 18
Coding region: 145-2115 (656 amino acids)
Biological process (GO): dephosphorylation
Molecular function (GO): phosphatidylinositol-3,5-bisphosphate 3-phosphatase activity
Source: RefSeq, a predicted model, not a curated record
CAGCAUUUCCGGAAAUUUACUUCUGGUUCCAAACAAAACGAAAGGAAAAAAAAAAAAAAAGUCUUUCAAUACAAAUUAAUUAAGUUAUAUGAAUAGUGUUAAAUUCAUAAAGGUUCCCAAUUUCAGAAGUAGUUGAGUGUUGUGAUGGAUCAACAAGAUGGUGCUGAGGAUGGCACUGAAUUGUCAUUGGUACGACCUAAAGCUCGCAGCACAGACUUGCUAGCAAACAAAACUACAUCGAUGGAUCAGCUGACCACCAAGUCCAGUGACUCGCCUGCUAGCAGUUCAAAAGGAAGUGCAGGUUCCCCAUCCAAGUCUCUGUGUUCGUCCACGUCAACUUCAUCAGAAAACAUGCCAUCAGCCCAAGAAAUGAAAAUUUUGCGAGACCUAACAAAGCUAGGACAGUCAGAUGAACCACCUCUUCUGGGCGGAGAGAUUGUACAUGGCAAAGGUUUUGAAGUGACCUACUUGAGUCCAUACAGUGGCCCAGUAAGAGGCUUCUUAACGAUCACCAACUAUAAAUUAUAUUUUAAAAGUUCUGAGUUGGAAUCUCCAUAUAUACUUGAUGUCCCUUUGUGUGUAAUUAAUCGUGUUGACAAGAUUGGAGGUGCAACCAGUCGAGGAGAAAAUGCUUAUGGAAUAGACAUCUUGUGCAAGGACAUGAGGAAUUUGCGUUUUGCUCAUAAACAGGAAAAUCAUUCACGGCGGCAAGUGUUUGACAAGAUCCAUCAGUAUUCAUUUCCAGUCACCAAUAAAUUACCACUGUUUGCCUUUGAGUUUAAAGAGGAUUAUGGGAUUGAUGGCUGGAGAAUGUAUGAUCCGAUUGCUGAGCUGAAAAGACAGGGUUUACCUACAGAGAGUUGGAAGAUCUCUAAACUGAAUGAGAAAUUUGACCUUUGUGAUACUUAUCCUCCCAUACUUGGAUUGCCUGUGGCUGCUACUGAAGAAGAGAUUCGCAGUGUGGCAUCCUUCCGCACAAAGAACAGGUUACCAGUUUUGUCAUGGAUCCACCCUGAAAGCCAGGCGACCAUCAUGAGAUCGAGUCAGCCGAUGGUGGGCGUGGCCGGGAAGCGUAACAAGGAUGAUGAACACUAUCUACAGCUGAUCAUGGACGCCAAUGCUCAGUCGCACAAACUCUUCAUCAUGGACGCCAGACCCAGUGUGAAUGCUGUCGCUAAUAAAGCCCGAGGUGGAGGCUAUGAAAAUGAAGAUGCAUACCAGAAUGCUGAGCUCAUAUUUUUAGAUAUUCACAACAUUCAUGUGAUGCGAGAAAGUUUGCGAAAGUUGAAGGAAUUUUGUUUUCCCCAACUGGAUGAAGCACAUUGGUAUUCCAACAUAGAUUCGACUCACUGGCUGGAACACAUCAAGCAAAUUAUCGCUGGUGCUGUAAGAAUUGCUGAUAAAGUGGAAACCAACAAGACAUCAGUAUUAGUACAUUGCAGUGAUGGUUGGGACCGCACUGCUCAGUUGACGAGCCUUGCUAUGCUAAUGCUUGACCCGUAUUACCGAACCCUUAACGGAUUUCAGGUUCUCAUAGAAAAAGAGUGGACCACAAUGGGACAUAAAUUUGCACAGCGAGUUGGCCACGGAGAAGACAAACAUGCUGAUGCAGAUCGCUCGCCAGUCUUUCUCCAGUUCAUCGACUGUGUCUGGCAGAUGACAAAACAGUUUCCUAACGCUUUUGAAUUUAACGAGCAUUUCCUGGUGACAAUACUUGACCAUCUCUACAGUUGUUUAUUUGGGACAUUUCUGUGUAAUUCGGAACAACAAAGAAUCAAAGAGAAGGUGAAGGAGAACACGGUGUCCCUGUGGUCGUUUAUCGGGUGUCAGCAGGAGGAGUUCACAAACCCACUGUAUGCCGUCUACCUCCACCAACACAUCCUCUUCCCCGUGGCCACGCUGCGCCGGCUCGAACCCUGGACGGGCUACUACUGCAGGUGGAAUCCCAGAAUGAGACCACAACAACCUCUCCAUCUGCGCAACAAGGAACUUCUAGCUUUGAAGAAACAGCUCCAGAAGAAAGUUGAAGAAAUGGAACGAGAACUCAAGUCACGUAAUGCCCGGACUGCCCUCCAGCCGUCACCACCUAGAGUUAGCUCCCCUGUCACUGUAUGAACACACAAUGUCACGACUUGUCCUUGAAAAAUUGAAGCAUAUUUCUUGGCUACAUUAUUACAGUGAAGAUAUUAAUAUUAGUCUGUGUGUGUUAUCACUGGACUAAAUGUUCAAUUACCCAAAGAUAAAUGAUAAAUCAACUUACACUGGAGCAAUUUGAACCAUGGAUUAUCUGUAUAUGAGUUCAGUGCUGUAACAGUGGAGUUAAUUGGGAAAUUCACACUAGCUACUGUCAGUAGAACUGUUUUAUACCAUUACUCGGUGAUAUACAUUUUGUAAAAUACUUGAAAGUAUGCAGCGGAUCUAGUUGUGAAAGGGAUUUAUCUUCAUUGUUGUUUUUUUUUUUUCCCUUCAGAUUUUGUGAUGUGGCCAAAUUAAGGCAAAAAAACCCAAAAGGUUGGUCUCUGGUCAGACCAAAGUUCCGGAAUUGAUGCAGCGAUGUGUUUGUGGUUUUUUUCAAAAAAAAAUUGUUGUUAAAAGCAUGGAUUGCACAGAAAAGGUGGGUAUAUUUUUUACUGAAAUAAGAGGCAUAUUUAAAUUGAAAUCAGAAUCCACGUUCUAGUUCAUGCGUGAUGGCACAUUGGCUCCAAAGCCCGGCAAAAAUCAAUGUCGUACCACAGGAAAUAAAAAAAAAAAAAAAAAUUGACAUGCGAGGGUCAAAAUCGACGCGCGCACUGACCAGAGAACUGAAAUUUGGCCUGAUCCCGAAGCAUCGUUACAGCAUUCAUUUAUAUUUGUAACGAACAAUACUCACAAUUUGAGGUGAGAUGAUUAAUAUGUUGAUUUUCUCUAGUGAUGUCUUUAAAAAGAAAUUUAAGGUGAAAUAUGUUUUUCUUUUUGUUUUAUAAAGAAACGUUUCAGUUUGUUCUUUACUACCUGUA